Prinia subflava (tawny-flanked prinia) is the source of this 1543-nucleotide messenger RNA. RefSeq names its product mitochondrial calcium uniporter dominant negative subunit beta (gene MCUB). The record is from RefSeq and is a predicted model, not a curated record. Gene Ontology annotation, biological process: mitochondrial calcium ion homeostasis; calcium import into the mitochondrion. Lineage: Eukaryota; Metazoa; Chordata; Aves; Passeriformes; Cisticolidae. Gene Ontology annotation, molecular function: calcium channel inhibitor activity. Gene Ontology annotation, cellular component: uniplex complex; mitochondrial inner membrane. The transcript is spliced from 8 exons. The coding region runs from base 16 to 1410 and encodes 464 amino acids.
UGGUAAGAGGCAUUAAUGGAUAUUUUAAAUAUUUUUUUAUUAGAAAACUUGUUUCCAUUACAAGAAGAAGAACGAGGCGGAGGAGGGGUGCCAGCACCUGUGGCGGUGGGUUGGGCACGGCGGGGCGAAAGCGGCUCCCGGCCGGGCAGGGCGCAUCGCCGCCGCCGGGGACCGCCCGAGCCGCGGGACGGAGGGAGCGGCACAGCCCGGCCCGGCCCCUCCGGCGGCGGGCGGGAAGGGGCCGAGGGAAGGCGCACAGACCGCCCCGGCCGCCGGCGGAGCCGCCCUCCCUGCGCUCGGGCGCGCCCACGCGCAGCGCGGCAGCGGCGCUGCCCGGCCCGAGGCUCAGGCGGCGGGGGCCGGACCCCGCCGGGCAGGAGGAGGCGGAGGUGCAGGACCAUGCUCGCCGGGCUGGGGCGGGCGCUGCGCAGCGGCAGGCGGCGGCUCCCGGUGCUGCUGGGCAGGCGGGGUGGCUGCCCGCCGCCCUCGGCGCCUCAGGUGGGACUCUGGAGGCACACCGGAGCUUGGAGGGUCCGGGAAGGAGCACCUUACAGCACGCUGGUGCCAUCUGAUGAAGUAACUAUUAGUUACAGGCAUGGUCUUCCUGUGAUAACUCUUAUGCUGCCCACGAGAGGUGAAAGCUGUCAGUUCACUGUCAAGCCAGUAGUGACCACUGUAGGAGCAUUCCUGCAGGAUGUGCAAAGAGAAGAUAAAGGAAUUGAGAGAGCUGAAGUCUUUGCAACAGAUGGUACCAAGGUCUCUCAUGCAACUUUGAUGGAGAUCUUAUUAAUGAAUGACUUCAAGCUUGUAAUCAACAACACAGCAUACAGUGUGUCACCUCCUGUAAAAGAUAAGCUGAGUAGUGAGCACGCUACUGAAAUGGAAGAUAUCAAAUCUUUGGUUCACAGACUGUUUGUGGCUCUACAUUUAGAAGAUCACCAGAUCAGGAAAGAGAGAGAGUUGCUACAGAAACUGGACCAUCUGAAAGGAGAGCUGCUGCCCCUUGAACAGAUGAAAGCCAGAAUCGUGGACAGUGCAGAUGCGAAAACCUCCAGGCUCUUAUGGGUUGGCCUAGCUCUGAUGUCAACUCAGGGGGGAGCCCUGGCGUGGCUGACGUGGUGGGUCUACUCGUGGGACAUCAUGGAGCCUGUCACCUACUUCAUCACCUACGGCAGUGCCAUGGCUUUCUAUGCCUACUUCGUUCUCACCAAGCAGGACUAUAUUUAUCCUCAAGCUAAGGACAGGCAGUUCCUCCACUACUUCUACCGCAAAUCCAAAAAGCAGCGUUUUAAUGUGGAACGAUACAACAAGCUCAAAGAAGACCUAGCAGAGGCAGAAGAAUCCCUAAGGCGUCUGCGCCAACCUCUGCACCUGAGGCUUCCUAUCCAGGAGAUCAGUGACAAGGACUGACUUUGGUUUGGUGUAUAGUGGAGAAGCCUUUUCAAAGCUGAUAUGAACAUUUAGUUACUCCAUAGCACCUGGGUAUUUUUGACCACUAAAGUUUUAAAAGUUGCAAUAAAUAGCUUUAAAAAUGAUUUCCUCA